Strongylus vulgaris is the source of this 572-nucleotide messenger RNA. Lineage: Eukaryota; Metazoa; Nematoda; Chromadorea; Rhabditida; Strongylidae. The record is from the annotation of a GenBank genome assembly.
AUGUAUAGCGUGACUAAUGCGAUCACUUCUAGAGAUGUUUCCUUCAUGGCUUCUCUUGAUUCCGGGCAUCAUCGCGUACAACGUCGCAAUCAUGAACACUGCACGGGUUUCUCACUCUGGAGCGAACUUUUAGGCCCUUCAUCAUCUACAGAGACAAUAACCGAAGACAAAAGUGAAGCACGUCGUGAGAAGCGCGGUUACUUCUUUCCACAGAUUCAGUAUCACAGUAAUAGCCUCCUAAUUAGUCCUGACCCUCCGAACGAUUACCUAAAGAAAUGGAUCACUUAUGAGCACAAUCGCUAUCGGAGAAUGGUACCUGCUUCCGAUAUGAACAUGCUGUACUGGUCGGAAGAAUUGGCUGCAAGUGCCCAACGACAUGCGAACACUUGCGACUUCAGACAUUCUAAGGGAAGGGUGAACGUUGGCGAAAAUAUUUGGGCGGCUCCGUACAGCAAUUAUUCGGACGCAAUCUCGAUUUGGUUCAACGAGGUGAGUUCCCGAUCGCAAUACAAUUUGAGGCUUGCGGAGGUAUUGAAUCAAGAAUUUUUUUUCGAGAUGGUUGAAUUGUAAAA